Molecule: messenger RNA, 1023 nt
Organism: Trachymyrmex septentrionalis
Lineage: Eukaryota; Metazoa; Arthropoda; Insecta; Hymenoptera; Formicidae
Exons: 5
Coding region: 297-902 (201 amino acids)
Source: RefSeq, a predicted model, not a curated record
UCGCUUUCUUUCUCUUCGACGCACGAAUAUAUAUUUAUCUCAUUUUAAGUGCAAACAUUUUUGAAGAUUUCAAGCAACGUGAACAAAAGCCUUAACGCUGAAAAUGAGCGUCAGUCUCGCGUGAGCAUGAAAAGGCGUCUUUAGGAACAGACUUAUUGAGAAGUUUGUCAAUCCUGUUACAGAUGAUUCAAAUUUUGUAACGCGUAAAGUUUAACAAACAUAAAAAACAUUUCGUGUUUUGACGGGAUAGUUGUGAGAUUAAUUAACUUUAGUAUAGUUUUAAUAUUAGAUCAAAUAUGGAAGAUCAUUGGAUAGAAUCGUUGAAAACGAAUUUCGUAAACACGGAUACGUUGACGCUCAAAGAAUUGUUACUGUCCAAAGUAGAAAAACUAGAUGAAAUUAGAAAAGAUCAAAAUCAACGAUUCAAUGAGGAUGAAACUAAGAUUAAGGAAUUAACAUCAAACUUGGCUGCUACGAAAGAAACACUGCAUAUGGAAAUUCAAACUUUAGAGAGCAAAAAUAAUAAGUUAUCAGAAGAGAAGAAUUAUUUAAACGAGCUGGAAGCAGAGAACAAGAAACUCUUACAAGAGAUCAAACAGUUGGAAGGGAAACGUACUAACUUGAAGUCUAUUAAACCAAAUUUGCAAGAUCAACAAUUGCUGGAGCAAGGAAGGAAAAAGUUGAACUUGUAUAAGGACUUAACAAGGAUACAAUGGGAUUUUGAAGCUAUAUAUUCAAAGCACACUAUUCAAGGCUAUGUUUCAAACAGACGCAACUAUAUUCACCACUUCUGUUAUGAUACUCAAGAGAUUGAUAAAAAGUUAACCGACUCACUAUGGCAUGAAAUAUAUUUGUCUACGAGCGAAGCUGAAGUCAGAGAUGAGAACCUUCCACCAAACUAGUAUAAAUAUUAUACCUAAAUGAGAUGAUACAAUUUUGAUACUUGAUUACUUUUAGAAAUAGAUAAUAUAUGAAGAUGUAUAUUGAUCUAUAUAGGAUAAGGUGGUACAAUUUCUUACAUAA